AUGAUAAUUAAUUUAUUAAGGAAAAAGGGUGGGACUGUGAGUACUUUGGGUAUAGCAAUUUCAGAAAGAAAAGGGUAUUUUAUAAAUUAUAACAAAAAACUGUUUUAUUAUAACAUGAGAAAUGAUAUGAAGAGUUUUAAUAAAAAUUAUUAUCAUAAUAAUAAUUUCAAAUAUGUGGAAGAAAAAACAAAUAAGAAAAAACAAAAAAAAAUUAUUGAUAUAAAUAAUUCUGAUGAAAAUUUUAAAGAUUUCUAUUUUAAGAAUAAAACCAUUGAACGUAAAGUUGCAGAUAUAAAAAUUAAAGACAGUCAUAAUAAAACACUUUUUGAAUAUAUACCUAUAGAAGGAAGAACAAAUAAGGUACCUAUAGCAUUUCGUUUGUUUCAUUAUAUUUUUUUAUUUAUAUUAUCAAGUGGAGUAAUAUUAAUACAUGUACUACCAGAAAUCAAUAAAGAAAAAUAUAUCAGAGAUUUAUAUACUUUUCAAAUUUAUUCUUUGUCAUGUUUUUUAGUAUUUAAUGGUGGUUUCAAUUCUUUAUUUCAAUUAAUACAAUAUGCUAUACCAAGUAAUAGAAAAUAUAAAGGAUUAUAUAAUACACUUCGUUUUAUAUCAUCAUUAAUACCUUUAUUUUGUGCAAUUAUAGCUACUAUAUUAUCUGAGAAAUUCCCUAGAGAUAGUUUAUUCUUAUUAACAAUAUCUUUUAUCACAUUAUUAAUCAAUUAUUAUUUACUACACAUCAAAUGUUUAAUACCUGUAUGGUUAUAUAAACAAUAUAAAAUUUAUAUUUCUUUAAUAAUACUAAAUUUAAUAUUCUUAUUACUAAGUGAAGCUCAAAUAUAUGCUGGCAGAAAGGUAUCUAUAAAUGUUGAUUACUAA
This is a messenger RNA of Plasmodium reichenowi, 876 nucleotides long. Its product is annotated as putative membrane protein. Lineage: Eukaryota; Apicomplexa; Aconoidasida; Haemosporida; Plasmodiidae. Bases 1 to 876 code for a protein of 291 amino acids. The transcript has a single exon. The record is from RefSeq and is a predicted model, not a curated record.